AAGUGGCACAGCGAUGCUUAGAAACCUUGCUAGGAGCAAACAGCCUGUGGCUGCUUAGGGACCUGUUGCUCACUGUCUGGUGCCCUCAUGGAGACAGGAGGCCCUGGGCUGAACAACAUGAAGCCUCAGUCACUGCAGCUGGUGCUGGAGGAGCAAGUGCUGGCAUUACAGCAGCAGAUGGCAGAGAAUCAGGCAGCCUCCUGGAGGAAGCUGAAGAACUCCCAGGAGGCCCAGCAGAGGCAAGCAGCCCUCGUGAGGAAGCUGCAGGCCAAGGUGUUGCAGUACCGGAGCUGGUGCCAAGAGCUGGAGAAGCAGCUGGAAGCCACUGGAGGACCAAUCCCUCAGAGGCGGGAAAGUAUGGAGGAGCCAAAUCUGGAACAGCUGCUAAUCCGAUUGGAGGAGGAACAACAGAGGUGUGAGAGUCUAGCAGAGGUGAACACCCAACUUCGACUGCACAUGGAAAAAGCUGAUGUGGCAAAUAAAGCCCUUCGGGAAGAUGUGGAAAAGUUGACCGUGGACUGGAGCCAGGCCCGGGAUGAGCUAAUGAGGAAGGAGAGCCAGUGGCGGAUGGAGCAGGAGUUCUUCAAGGGUUACCUGAAAGGAGAGCAUGGUCGGCUUCUCCGUCUAUGGCGAGAGGUAGUGACCUUCCGGCGCCACUUCCUGGAAAUGAAGUCAGCUACUGACAGAGAUCUGACGGAGUUAAAGGCUGAGCAUAUGAAGCUUUCUGGCUCCCUGUUGACCUGUUGUCUGCGCUUGACUGUGGGAGCACAGUCUCGGGAAUCCGAUGGAUCUGAGAGAAUAGCUGGGAGGGAUCCAACCCAGCUGCUGCUGCUACUAGCCAAGACCCAGGAGCUGGAGAAGGAAAUCAGUGAGAGGAGCCAGGAGUUAAUACAGCUGAAGAGUCAAGGGGACCUGGAGAAGGCUGAACUUCAGGACCGAGUAACCGAGCUCUCUGCUCUACUGACCCAGUCUCAGAAGCAAAAUGAAGAUUAUGAAAAGAUGGUAAAGGCUCUGAGAGAGACAGUGGAGAUCCUGGAGGCAAAUCAUGUAGAAGUAAUGGAACAUGAGGCGUCUCUCAGUAGGAAUGCCCAGGAGAAGAAGUUGUCAUUACAGCAGGUGAUCAAGGAUAUAACUCAGGCCAUGAUGGAAGAAGGGGGCAAUGUUGCCCAAGGCUCUGGUCAUGAGAGCUCUUUGGAACUGGACUCUAGUGGCUUCUCCCAGUUUGAUUCCCAGGAUCUGGACAAGGCUGUUACCCUGGUGCAUUCAGUGCUAACUCAGAGACGCCAGGCUGUAAAGGACCUAAGGCAGCAGCUUUCAGGCUGCCAAGAGGCUGUGAGCAUAUUGCAAAAACAGCACGAUCAGUGGGAGGAAGAGGGCAAAGCCUUGAGACAGCGGCUGCAAAAGCUCACUGGGGAGCGGGACACUCUGGCGGGGCAGACUGUGGACCUCCAGGGAGAGGUGGACUCUCUCAGCAAGGAGCGAGAGCUCCUGCAGAAGGCCAGGGAAGAGCUGCAGCAGCAGCUGGAGGUACUGGAGCAGGAAGCAUGGCGCCUGCGCAGGGCAAACAUGGAACUUCAGCUACAUGGCGACUCUGUUCAGGGGGAGAAGGAGGAGCAGCAGGAGGAGCUGCACCUGGCUGUCCGUGAAAGAGAGCGCCUUCAGGAGACGCUGGUGGGCCUGGAAGCCAAACAGUCAGAAUCACUCAAUGAACUGAUCACUCUUCGGGAAGCCCUGGAAUCAAGUCGCCUGGAAGGGGAGUUACUGAGGCAAGAGCAAACGGAAGUGACCGCAGCGCUGGCCAGGGCAGAACAGUCCAUUGCAGAGCUGUCAAGUUCUGAAAACAGCCUGAAGGCAGAAGUAGCUGAUCUUCGGGCUGCAGCUGUCAAGCUCAGUGCCUUAAAUGAGGCUUUAGUCUUAGAUAAAGUUGGGCUGAACCAGCAGCUUCUCCAGUAGUUAGAGCAGGAGAACCAGUCUGUGUGCAGCAGAAUGGAGGCAGCAGAGCAGGCGAGAAACGCUUUGCAGGUGGACCUGGCAGAAGCAGAGAGGAGCAGGGAAGCCCUGUGGGAAAAGAAAACCCACCUGGAAGCUCAGCUGCAGAAAGCAGAGGAGACUAGGGCUGAGCUGCAGGCAGAUCUCAGAGGCAUCCAAGAAGAGAAGGAAGAAAUUCAAGAUAAACUAAAUGAGUCAUAUCACCAGCAGGAGGCAGCCACAGCUCAGCUGGAGCAGCUGCAUCAGGAAGGAAAAAGACAAGAAGAAGUGCUUUCCAGGGCGAUCCAGGAGAAGGAGGCCCUAGUACGAGAGAGGGCAGCUCUAGAGGUACGGCUGCUGGCUGUGGAGCGGGACCGGCAGGACCUCACUGUGCAGCUACAGGACCUGAGCUCAGCUAAGGAGUUACUGGAGAACAAUCUGUUUGAGGCCCAGCAACAAAAUUCUGUGAUUGAGGUCACUAAGGCGCAGCUGGAGGUCCAGAUUCAAACUGUCACUCAAGCCAAGGAAGUAAUCCAAGGGGAAGUGAGGUGCCUGAAGCUGGAACUGGACACUGAACGGAGCCAGGCAGAGCAGGAGCGGCAUAGAGCAGCCAGACAGCUGGCCCGGGCUGAGCAAGAGGGGCAGACUACCCUGGAGCAGCAGAAAAUGGUACACCAGGAAGAGGUGAACCGGCUCCAGGAAAAAUGGGAGAAAGAGCACUCCUGGCACCAGCAGGAGCUGGCUAAGGCUCUGGAGAGCCUAGAGAAGGAAAAAACGGAGCUGGAAGUGAGGCUGAGGGAGCAGCAGACAGAAACUGAGGCCAUCCGGGCACAAAGAGAAGAAGAACGGACCCAGGCCGAGAGCGCCCUAUGCCAGAUGCAGCUGGAAACAGAGAAGGAGAGAGUAUCCCUCCUGGAGACACUGCUGCAGACCCAGAAGGAGUUGGCCGAUGCCAGUCAACAACUGGAACAGCUGAGGCAAGACAUGAAGGUCCAGAAGUUGAAGGAACAGGAAACCACUGGGAUGCUGCAGACCCGGCUCCAGGAGGCUCAGCGGGAGCUGGAGGAGGCAGCCCAGCAGCACAGAGAUGACCUUGCCACACUUCAUGAAGAGGGCAGCACCCUGCUGCAGGAAAAGAUAGAUCUACAGAAGCAGGUGGAGGACUUGAAGUCUCAGUUGGUGGCCCAGAAUAACUCGCAGAAGCUGGUGGAACAAGAGGUUCAGGAGAAGCUGAGAGAGGCCCAGGAGUGUAGCCGAAUUCAGAAGGAGCUGGAGAGAGAGAAAGCCAGCCUGACUCUGUCGCUGGUGGAAAAAGAACAGAGACUCCUUGUUUUACAAGAAGCUGACUCUGUUCGGCAACAAGAGCUGAAUGCCCUACGCCAGGACAUGGAGGAGGCCCAGGGAGGGCAGAAAGAGCUCAGUGCCCAGAUGGAAUUACUGAGGCAAGAGGUGAAAGACAAGGAGGCUGACUUUCUAGUCCAGGAAGCACAGCUGCUGGAGGAACUAGAGGCAUCUCGGAUCAUGGAGCAGCAGCUGCGAGCUUCCUUGUGGGCCCAGGAAGCCAAGGCAGCCCAACUACAGCUGCGAUUGUGCAGCACAGAGAGCCAGCUAGAGGCACUGGCUACGGAGCAGCAGCCUGGGAACCAGGCCCAGGCCCAGCUGGCCAGCCUCUACUCCGUCCUACAGCAGGCCCUGGGGCCUGUUUGUGAGAGCAGGCCCGAGCCGGGUGGUGGGGGAGACUCUGCUCCCUCCCUCUGGGGUCUUGAGCCAGACCAGAAUGGAACAAGGAGCCUUUUUAAGAGAGAGCCCCUGCUGACUGCUCUCUCAGCCGAAGAGGUAGCAUCUGCCCUCCACAAGCUUCAUGAAGACCUGUGGAAGACUCAACAGACUCGGGAUGAUCUGAGGGAUCAGGUCCAAAAACUGGAACAGCAACUAGCUGAUACUGAGACGGAGAAGAGCCAGGUCAGCACAGAGUUGCAGGAUCUGCAGAGACAGCUGUCCCAGAACCAAGAAGAGAAAUCCAAGUGGGAAGAAAAACAGAAUUCCCUGGAAUCUGAGCUGAUGGAAUUGCAUGAAGCUGUGACAUCCUUACAGAGUCGAUUACGGCAAGCAGAGCUACAGGGAAUGGAAGCCCAGAGUGAGCGAGAGUUACUUCAGGCAGCCAAGGAGAACCUGACAGCACAGGUGGAACAUCUGCAAGCAUCUAUUGCAGAAGCCAGGGCUAAGGCAAGUGCUGCCGGUAUUCUGGAAGAAGACCUGAGGACAGCGCGCUCAGCACUGAAAAGGAAAAAUGAGGAGGUAGAGAGUGAGCGUGAGCGGGCCCAGGCUCUGCAAGAGCAAGGUGAGCUGAAGGUGGCCCAAGGGAAGGCUCUGCAAGAGAAUUUGGCUGUCUUGGCGCAGACCCUAUCUGAAAGGGAAGGGGAAGUGGAGACUUUGCGGGGGGAAAUCCAGGAACUAGAGAAGCAACGGGAAAUACAGAAAGCCGCUUUGGAACUGCUGUCUCUGGACCUGAAGAAGAGGAACCAAGAAGUGGAUCUGCAGCAGGAACAGAUUCAGGAGCUGGAGAAGUGUAGGUCUGUUUUAGAGCAUCUGCCCAUGGCUGUCCAGGAGCGGGAGCAGAAGCUGAGUGUGCAGAGGGAGCAGAUCAAAGAGCUUGAGAAGGAUCGGGAGACUCAGAGGAACGUCUUAGAGCAUCAGCUUCUAGAACUUGAGAAAAAGGACCAAGUGAUUGAGUCCCAGAGAGGACAGGUGCAGGAUCUGCAAAAGCAGUUGGUUACUCUGGAAUGCCUGGCCCUGGAACUGGAGGAAAACCAUCACAAAAUGGAGUGCCAGCAAAAACUGAUUAAGGAACUGGAAGGCCAGAGGGAAAUGCAGAGGGUGGCUCUGACCCACCUUACACUGGACCUAGAAGAAAGGAGCCAGGAGCUGCAGGAGCAAAGCAGCCAGAUCCACGAACUGGAGAGCCACAGCACCCUUCUGGCAAAGGAGCUGCAGGAGAAGAACCAGGAGGUCAAGUCCCAGCAAGAGCUGAUUGAGGAGCUCCAGAGGCAGAAAGAGCAUCUGACUCAGGAUCUUGAGAGGAGGGGCCAGGAGCUGAUGCUGCAGAAGGAGAGGAUUCGGGUUCUAGAAGAGCAGAGGACUCUGCAGACCAAGAUCCUGGAGGAGGACCUGGAACAGAUCAAGCUGUCCUUGAGAGAACGAGGACGGGAGCUGGUCUCUCAGAGGCAACUGAUGCAGGAGCGGGCAGAAGAGGGGAAGGGCCAGAGCAAAGUGCAGCGCGGGAGCCUGGAGCACAUGAAGCUUAUCCUGCGUGAUAAGGAGAAGGAGGUGGAAUGCCAGCAGGAGCAUAUCCAGGAACUUCAGGCACACAAGGACCAGCUGGAGCAGCAGCUCCAGGGCCUGCACAGGAAGGUGAGUGAGAGCAGCCUGCUCCUAACCCAGCAAGAGCAAGAGAUAGUGGUCCUUCAGCAGCACCUGCAGGAAGCCAGGGAGCAAGGGGAGCUGAAAGAGCAAUCACUUCAGGGCCAACUAGAAGAGGCCCAGAGAGCCUUGGCCCAGAGGGACCAGGAACUCAAGACCCUGCUGCAAGAACAGCAGCAGGCGCAGGGGCAGGAGGAGAGUGUGAAGGAAAAGGCAGACACCUUGCAGGGAGCUUUGGAGCAAGCCCAGACGACACUGAAGGAACGGCAGGCAGAGCUUGAGGACCAGAUCGAACAGGUACGAAGGCUCCAGGAAGAGUUGGCAGCAGAGGGACGGCAGGUCCAGGCCCUGGAGGAGGUGUUGGGAGACCUAAGGGCUGAGUCUCGGGAGCAGGAGAAGGCUCUGCUGGCCCUCCAGCAACAGUGUGCUGAGCAGGCACAGGAGCAUGAGGCGGAGGCCAGGGCCCUGCAGGACAGUUGGCUGCAGGCCAAGACGAUGCUCAAGGAACGGGACCGGGAGCUGGAGGCUCUGCGAGCAGAAAACCGGUCCUCCCAGUAUCAGAAGGAGGCUGCCCAGGGCCAGGCUGAGGCUCUGCAGGAGGCCCUCAGCAAGGCUCAGGCUGUCUUGAAGGAGAAGGAGCAGCAACUUCUUGGGCAGGCAGAAUUGAGACGCAGUUUGGAGGCCAACACAGCUACCCUGCAGACCACCCUGGAUGCCUGCCAGGCACAUGCCCAGCAGCUGGAGGAGGCUCUGAGGAUACGAGAUAGUGAGAUCCAGGACCAGAAUUUCCGUUACCAGGAGGAUGUGCAGCAGCUUCAGCAGGCACUUGCCCAGAGGGAUGAAGAGCUGAGACAUCAGAAGGAACAGGGCCAGCUGCUGGAGAAGUCUCUGACCCAGAGGGUCCAAGAGGAUAUGAUCCAAGAGAAGCAGAAUCUGGGACAGGAGGAAGAAGAGGAAGUGACAAGGGUCCUCCGCCAGAGUCUAAGGGAGCUACGGCUGACUCUAGCCCAGAAGGAAAAGGAGAUCCUGGAGUUGAGGGAAGCCCAGCAACAGAGUAGCCUGGAGGCUUUGCCCCGUAGCCACACAGCCUCCCUGGUGGAGGAAUCAUCUCCAGAAUUAGGUUCUUCAGGGCUCAGGCUGCAGAGGGAACUGAAGCGGCUGCAGGCAGCCCUGAGGCAGACAGAGGCCAGGGAGAUUGAGUGGCGGGAGAAGGCCCAUGGCUUGGCACUGUCCUUGGCCCAGAGCAAGGCCAGUGUCAGCAGUCUGCAGGAGGUCGCCAUGUUCCUACAAGCCUCUGUCCUGGAGCGGGACUCAGAACAGCAGAGGCUGCAGGGUGAGCUGGAGCUCACCAGACAGGUGCUGGAGAAAGAGCGGCUACACUGCCCAGGCACAACCAUCAGGGCAGAACAGGGGUCCGGAGGAGAGCAGACUGUGCAGCUGGGAGAGGCCUCAGGAGUGGAGGCUGAGUCUAGUCCUGGAAUGGAAGAGAAACAGCCAUGGAAACAAAGGCUUGAACAUCUGCAGCAAGCAGUGGCGUGGCUAGAAAUUGACCGGAGCAGGCUGCAGUGCCACAAUGUCCAACUGAGGACUGCUUUGGAGCAGGUGGAGCGAGAGCGGAGGAAGCUGAAGAGGGAUUCCAUGCGUGCAUCCCAAACAGGGGCCCUGGAGCUGAGCGAGGCCACAGCCUCAGCACCCAAACAGCAGGAUGGAAGAGAAAACCAGAAGAGCUUCUCAGAUGCCAAAUAUGUGGUUGAACUGCAGAAAGAGGUGGCCCUGCUGCGAGCCCAGCUGGCCUUGGAGCGGAAGCAGAAGCAAGACUACAUCGCCCGCUCAGUACAGACCAGCCGUGAGCUAGCAGGCCUGCACCACAGCCUCUCGCACUCACUUCUUACUGUGGCCCAGGCCCCAGAGGCCACUGUUCUAGAGGCUGAAACCCGCAAGCUGGAUGAAUCCUUGACUCAAAGUCUGACAUCCCCAGGGCCGGUUCUACAUCCUGGCCCCAGCACUGCCCAAGACACCUCCAGGUAGCAGCCACAGCUUGGGCAAGUCCAGGCCAGCCUGGGAGCACACAGACAGACGGGUGACUGUAGAGCAGAUCAUGGCCCCUCAGCACAACUUCAGGUUUGCCAAAGGAAAGACCUGGCUCUGUUACCCAUUGGGAGCUCCAGGUCAGCUGGCGUUCCCAGGAAGAGGAGGGAAACCUGCAGGGCUGGGAAGGGCCCAACUCACCUGGGAACGAGGCAAGUCACGUUUGCCUGCUUGCCUACAGUCACCCAGAGAAGUGCCUUGCCCUGGCCAAGGAGCAUCUUCUGCCUCUCGUCUAGAACUUAUUUUCCUGGCACUUCACCUUCUCCUUUAACUUCCUCUUCAACAAUAAACCCUGGAUCUGUACAUU
Messenger RNA from Carlito syrichta (Philippine tarsier), 7783 nucleotides. RefSeq names its product centrosomal protein 250 (gene CEP250). Gene Ontology annotation, biological process: cilium assembly. The record is from RefSeq and is a predicted model, not a curated record. The transcript is spliced from 32 exons. Lineage: Eukaryota; Metazoa; Chordata; Mammalia; Primates; Tarsiidae. Bases 1987 to 7416 code for a protein of 1809 amino acids.